AUGAGCAGCAAGGAUACCAAGCAGCAGUCGGCUUGCCUCUGCUACCACUGCAGGGUGAAGCAUAGUGAAAAGACCUGCUUUGCUGACGAGGGUGAUGUCUACCAUGAUGCCGCGCACAUCGAAGAAGCCAAGGCCUUCUGGCAGGUCAUCAGCGACCAGGUGGUCAAGGAGAAGAACCGAGCGCAGGCAUUGGCCUCGAUUGUCUCCUCGAAGGUGAUGGAGAUCGUGAAGUUCCUAGGCAACGCAUUCGUCGAUAUUCCACUCGAUAUGGAGCACAGCACCGAGGUGCAGGCCGACCUGUUCGCCAUGCCGGAGAGCAUCCGUAUGUGCUCAGACUGCCACUGCUUCUUCUCCAGGAAGGCCAAGUGCCACUGCACAAAAUGUAUGGGUGAAGACUAUCGCAGCCACUACGUCAUUCUCAUGCACGGCGUCAUCGCCGAGCCCUUCUGCAUGGCGUACGUCGCGCAGGCGUUGAUGAGCAACUACCCCAAUCUGUUCAUCUACUUCCCCCACAAGAUCGCCGGCAAAAGUCUCGUCGGACUGGAGCUCGUGCUCCAGAUGUACUCGUCAGAGCUGCUCGAGCUGUUCGCCAAGAUACCCAAAAAGAUCAAGCUCAGUGUCAUCGGGCACUCGUUCGGAGGCAUCAUUCUGCGCACGUGGCUGUUCUACUACCACCGGAAAACCCCCGGAGUGUACUUGCCGAAGGAGCCCACGCCAGACGAAGAGAAGAAGGAAGGUGCGCCCGAGGUACAACAUGACACACCAGCAGGGCCGUACGAGCCGCCGGAGAUCCAGUGGUGCAACUACAUCAGUUUCGCGUCCCCGCAUUCCGGUAUCUACGAGAACAAUGCAGCCUUCAGGAAGGUCAUCAGCCUUGCUGGCUCCAAGUCUAUCGACGAACUGGACAACCAGUCGGUGGACCUCCUGCUGCUGGUCAGCAAGGAGGGCCUGGAGGGCUUGAAGAAGUUCCAGAACAUGAUAGUCUACGGAAACCUCUGGGGCGAUCACCUGGUCGCGCCGCGCACCUCCAUGCUCCUGCCGAGGUACAGGAUCAACUCCACGAUGAUCAAGGCCUUCACCAAAAUUGGCGAAGAAAACCCCGGCGAGCCGCACGCAAUUCUUGACCUCAUGUCCAAGUACGAUGGUCCGAGGCCAGAGGACGACGUUGGUGACGGCGUGGAGUCGGCGGUGAACAGGGAGGAGGCCGUCGACAAACUGGUUAAGGCCUUCUACGCGAGGGUCGCCAAGGUCAUCCUCAAGACUUCCCACGUCAACAAGUUGCUGUUCGACUCGGACAAGCCAAUUGUGGAGGGCGACGACGACGCCGUUUGCCGCCAGGUCCUUUCCGAGGAGGACAUCAACACCUUCACGAAGAUCAUAUCCGACAUCGUGGUCAAGGCCUCCGACAAGCUCAUGGGAAGGCUGCUCGGCAAGACCGACCUGCUCUACCAGGAGGUGCUGCUGACGGCUCUGUGGGAACUCACGCCCUACAAGUUCGCCGUAUAUAUGCCCAUCAUGUGCAUGCCACACAAAAGCAUCGUAACCCCCAUGGAUAUCCAAGCUUACGACAAGCUCACCAACAAGGUCCUGACCCACGCCGCCGCCCGUUUCGUAGCCUAA
This is a messenger RNA of Babesia bigemina, 1620 nucleotides long. RefSeq names its product putative serine esterase domain containing protein. The transcript has a single exon. The record is from RefSeq and is a predicted model, not a curated record. Lineage: Eukaryota; Apicomplexa; Aconoidasida; Piroplasmida; Babesiidae. Bases 1 to 1620 code for a protein of 539 amino acids.